ACACAAACACACAUACCAGCCUAUGCGUUAUUGUAGUCCUCGGUCACUCCACCUGCAUGCUACGUGAGCCAGGUGAGUGUAAGCACUAGGAGUGGGUGUGGUGUGGUUCUCACAGUGUGUAUGGCCUCCUACAUAUAGGCCAGAGAGAACUGGUGCGGCAGCUUUUGGUUUACACAAAGCAGCAGCAGCAGCGGGACGGCUGGAGUCUGUCUGGUCCUGGAUUUAUCUCUCAGCAGGAGAUUUCAGGGGAUCUCACGUCGGCUGCUAAGCUUGCAUGAUGAGCUUUAAGAACCUCCGGGAGUACCUGGCCUGGCUCUACUACCAGUACCUGCUCAUCACCGGCAUCUACGUGCUGGAGCCCUGGGAAAAGUCCAUCUUCAACUCCAUCCUCUUCUCCGCCAUCGCCAUGGUGAUCUACACCUCUUAUGUCUUUGUGCCCAUCCACGUGCGCCUCGCACUUGAGUUUUUCUCUGGGAUCUUUGGAGGCCAGCCUGAGAGCACCAUGGCGCUCAUGAACUAAAACAUGGAGGAAAUAUGGAGGAAAGAGAGGCAGCGACCGGGUGGAUCGUCAGGAAAUCAGAGCCUUACUAUCUUCUUUACAUCCCAAACCCUCUGGCCUUACCGCACGGUAUUAGACACACGACUGUGCAUCACUUUCACGUCCUCGCUGUGAAACGUCUUGUAAAACGUUGUUUGUCCUGAUUGUUUUUGUCUUCCUCACCAUGUGACCUGUGUGAGUGCAGACCUGCUCUGGGUCUUGCAUGAUGGGUCGUUCAUGGGUAGAACAUUUGCAUGCUCGUCUCACUACAAAAAUACUGCUAGAGUCUCAGUUUUAAAGGGGCAGUCCGGCGAAGUAGUUUGUAAAAAGAGAGUGAUCGUAAUCAAAGCAGCUUUUUAAAACCCUAAAACAAUUCAUCCUACAUUUCCCACAAUACAACUUGAUAUUUUGUGUAUUUUGGCACCUUUAAACACCCCAAAUUUGGGCUAUUAUCCGA
This is a messenger RNA of Centropristis striata (black sea bass), 995 nucleotides long. RefSeq names its product serine palmitoyltransferase, small subunit B (gene sptssb). The coding region runs from base 275 to 520 and encodes 81 amino acids. Lineage: Eukaryota; Metazoa; Chordata; Actinopteri; Perciformes; Serranidae. Gene Ontology annotation, molecular function: serine C-palmitoyltransferase activity. Gene Ontology annotation, cellular component: serine palmitoyltransferase complex. The record is from RefSeq and is a predicted model, not a curated record. The transcript is spliced from 2 exons. Gene Ontology annotation, biological process: endoplasmic reticulum organization; ceramide biosynthetic process.